Molecule: messenger RNA, 744 nt
Organism: Adineta steineri
Lineage: Eukaryota; Metazoa; Rotifera; Eurotatoria; Adinetida; Adinetidae
Source: the annotation of a GenBank genome assembly
AUGAAUUCAAUACUAUCUUUUCUUCCUCACGAAGAACAUAUUCGAGCUGCACCUGAUUUCCAACUUUCGUCUUCUGAAUCAAAUCUUCUUAUUACUCUACUCAAUCAAGAAGACCAACAUCAAUACAAUGAACUUCUCAAUAUAUCACUCCCUAUACAUAUACAACAACUUUUACAUGAAUUAUCUUUACUUCUUCAUCUAUCAUCUUCCACUACAUGGAUGAUUACUAUCUUACUCAAACAACUUAUCAUUCAAAAACAUUCACUUGAUUUAUUAACUGUUGUUGCUUGUGUUACACUUUCAUUCAAAUAUCAACAAUUAUCAUCACAAACUAUUGACUAUGAACUUAUUGCUAAAUGUUGUCAAAUCGAUAACAUUCAACAUAUUCAUGAUGCUGAAGUUGAUCUUCUUGAUCUUUUCUCUUAUGAUAUAUCUGUGACAACACCUGACCAUUUCUUUUCUUAUUUAUCCAAUGUUAAUAAUAAUUUGAAAGAAAUAGUUGAACAAGCUCAAUCUCUUCUUUCAAUCAGUUCAUAUGCAUAUGAAACAUAUCAACUUCUUCACAAUUAUCCAUGUAGUAUUGUAGUUCUUUCAUUGAUGUACACAAUCACUUCGAAUACUUUUACCAUUGAACAAAUCAAAAAUUUCGUUACACAUAAAAAAGAUGCAGUACAUUAUUCAGAUCAACUAUUAAAUUGUAUAACUCAAAUUCAAAAUAUAUUUUCAUCAUGCUGCUUACAUUGA